AUGGUAGGUUUGAGAGUAGAGGUAGCUAAUGCUCAGUUAUAUAGAAAAAUUGGAGAGAAACUCCUCCCUUACUGGACCAUAGUGGUGGAUCCAUCAGGGCAUGGAAACUUCUCUACCAUACAAGCUGCCAUUGAUUCAGUCCCUUCUAACAAUAGGUAUUGGGUUUCCAUCAAGGUGAAGGCAGGCACCUACAGAGAAAAAGUGAAGAUUCCUAAUGAUAAGCCUAACAUCAUACUAAAAGGAGAGGGAAAGAGGAAAACUUUUGUUGAGUGGGAUGAUCAUGACACUACCUCACAGAGUCCUACGUUCGCAGCCAUGGCUGACAAUACUGUUGUCAAAUCCAUGAGCUUUAGGAACUCAUACAACAAUCCAAUAAACAAUAAACCGAAGGUACCUGCCGUAGCUGCGAUGAUAAGCGGCGACAAAUCUUAUUUUUAUAGAGUUGGCUUCUUUGGUUUGCAAGACACUUUGUGGGACGACGCAGGAAGACAUUACUACAAGCUUUGUACCAUUCAAGGGGCUAUUGAUUUUAUCUUUGGUGCAGCCCAGUCUUUAUUUGAGAGGUGUUCCAUAUCUGUCAUUGGUGCAGCUCUAGAUCCUGGGCUUCCAGGUUUUAUUACAGCGCAAGGGAGAACAAAUCCAAAUGAUGCAAAUGGGUUUGUUUUCAAAGACUGUCAUGUGUUUGGAAAUGGCACAACUUACUUGGGAAGGCCUUGGAGAAGUUACGCUAAAGUUUUGUUCUACAACACCAGCAUGUCCAACGUUGUACAACCUUCUGGGUGGGACGCAUGGCAUUUCGUUGGACACGAGAAUCGCAUAACAUUUGUGGAGUAUGGGAAUUUUGGAGCUGGUUCUAACACUUCCAAGCGAGUGAGUUGGACUAAGAAGUUGGGUUUAAAAGCAAUUCAGAAGAUGUCAAGUAUGAACUUCAUUGACACUGAAGGAUGGCUUCAGAACCAACAGUUCUAA
Abrus precatorius (Indian licorice) is the source of this 969-nucleotide messenger RNA. RefSeq names its product probable pectinesterase 29. The record is from RefSeq and is a predicted model, not a curated record. Gene Ontology annotation, biological process: cell wall modification. NCBI's taxonomy places the organism in Eukaryota, Viridiplantae, Streptophyta, Magnoliopsida, Fabales, Fabaceae. Bases 1 to 969 code for a protein of 322 amino acids. The transcript is spliced from 5 exons. Gene Ontology annotation, molecular function: pectinesterase activity.